ACAUCGCCCGGUUUGGUCUGGUCGUCACCAGUUUGAAGCCGUCCGUGCGCUGUCCAUGUCACCCUUUGCGCCGCAGAACAGCUGUCCAGUGUGAGUGGUUCUAUCACGAAGACGGACUGAGUUUUUCUUCACCAGUAUCGUCCAAGUUUCAUCUCCACUUGGAACAGAACCGACUGCAGCUGCUUCAACACCGGCGGAAAACCCUCAUCUUCAAGUUGGUAUCUGUGCUGUAUUGACACUUGAUUUAAUCCAGCCUAGCAGCGUGUUUAAUAAGAUCGUACAGUCAUUCCAACAUGGAGGACACACCGUGGUACAAAGAAGACCCUACUAAGGUGUCACUGUGGAAAGCCGUAUUCGCCGAGGCGUUGGCAACUCUUAUCUUCGUGUUUGUCGGCUGCGGCUCGAUCAUAUCUUUCGGCAUCCAAUUCUCCGUGGAGAGGGUGGCAUUCGCGUUUGGCCUCGCCAUUGCCUCUUUGGUUCAGGCGACGGGCGCGAUCUCGGGAGGUCACAUCAACCCUGCCGUCACUGUGGCAAUGCUAGCAACACAAAAGAUUUCCCCGCUACGUUGCGUGCUCUACGUGCUGGCACAGUUAACUGGUGCUAUCGUCGGUGCAUCCAUCCUCUACGGAGUCACGCCGUCAACCGUUCGUGGCAACCUCGGGGGAAACAAAAUCGGCCCUCUGCUCAGCGCUGGCCAAGGUUUGGGCUGUGAGAUAAUCCUUACAUUCCUAUUGGUCAUGGUGAUCUUUGCUGCCACUGACCCGCAUCACGGCGCAGGCAAAGUAGCACCACUCGCUAUCGGGCUUACUGUGACCGUGGCCCACUUAAUGGGUGUUCCAUUCUCUGGUGCAAGCAUGAAUCCAGCGAGAUCUUUCGGACCAGCCGUCGUAACAGGGGAUUUCCCUGAUCACUGGAUUUAUUGGCUGGGACCACUACUUGGCGGCGUGGCUGGUGCCUUUGUCUACACGUACGCCCUGACACCGAAGCGAGAGAAAGAGGAUGUUGUUGCAGGAGCAGCAGCAGCAACAGAGGCAGGACACUCGCCCAUGGACAACAUGUCCAACCAACAAGCAAAGUAACCAUGGCGAGUACCUGGCUUGUAGAUAGGCAUGUUUCGUUUUUUGUCCUUUCACUUUUUUUCUCUUUUUUGAUUUACUUUAUUUUAUUAUGUGGUGGGGCUUGCAGGUCAUCUAUGCGAGUACUGUUUUCUGUGGUGGAUGCCUUCAGAAAGCGUAUGAAGAAUAUCUAUUUAUUGCUCUUGCCAAGCACAUAAUAUUUAUAGCACUGGCGAAUCCGUGGCUGGCAUGUCUAGCAGUGCGCCCCUCUCCCUGUCUACCCGUAUUCCGGGCUGUGCUGGUCUUGAAGAAAAGUACCGUAGCAUGUCCCUACCUUGCCGGCAUCGCCGUCCCGCCACCGUCCGAGCACGUCUGGUGUUGACCGUUGCAUCCUUGUUUCUGGUCUAGAAAGCGGGAUCACCCACGGUCUCUCAGUUUCCGUCAAUCUUGGGUGCCUCUCGGUGCAGAUUUCAUGAGUACUUUGUGCUAUACACUCGAAUGUCUCUUAUCCGGGCGCUGCCCGUAACGCAGGGGUCAACUCAUCAACCUUGUAUCAUGAUAAUAAUUAUCAGUUUUUCAGUUUUUGAUGAAAAUUAUUUGGCACGUAUUGCACCUGUGCAAAGAAGCCGUUGAUGAGAAUGUGUGGAUCACACAGGUUGGCAGUGCAGGAUUUCUUUAUAAAUGCAUUUGAAUUCAUUUCCCUUGGA
This is a messenger RNA of Sycon ciliatum, 1762 nucleotides long. Its product is annotated as aquaporin-5-like. The record is from RefSeq and is a predicted model, not a curated record. Gene Ontology annotation, cellular component: plasma membrane. The transcript is spliced from 7 exons. Gene Ontology annotation, molecular function: water channel activity. Gene Ontology annotation, biological process: water transport; transmembrane transport. Lineage: Eukaryota; Metazoa; Porifera; Calcarea; Leucosolenida; Sycettidae. Bases 294 to 1079 code for a protein of 261 amino acids.